ACCGCGAACACACUUAAUAGACUACUUUUCAAUUCGCUCUACCUCUCUCCCUUCCUAUGUGUGUGCACUCGUGAACCUUUGUUGCGGAAGUUUUACCAUUACGCAGGGGUUUGGACUGAAAUAUGUGGUUACAUAAAAUAGAUGCAAAUAGUUGUAAGUACGUUUUGAACAUCGACUGUCGAAUAAGCAUCCCGAAUAUUCAACAGGUUCACCUCUGACGUGCAGCCUCACCCUUCAAAUUAAGCAACAAACCCCUCGCGACAGACAGCCCCGACUCAAUUCCAUAGUCCAACUAAAGCCACCUCGCAUCUACUUAACCCCAUCUCGCUAAUUAGGUCGAAUCACUCUCGAAAAUCAGUGUACACGCACGACUUCAAAAGAAUCUAAUAAAGGCCGUUAUACUCGCGCCAAAACAGCCCCGAGAACAAAAAAAACUCCAGCUCCAUCCGGAGCACGCGCGCGUGCCAGAUACAUCAAAAAGGGAGCCCCUCUCUCUUUCUCUGUCCAGGGGCGCAGUAGAGAGAGAGGACGGAAUUAAAGCUCACAUGCGCACUCGACUCAGUCUCCGCACUAGGAGCCGGAGAGAGUCAGUCGCUCUCCUGCGCUCCGACGCACACGACACACCUCGUACCUACGUUAGACAUCACCGAAGCGAGUAUUUUUCCCGUAUACACAGUAGACGCUUGUCCCAGCUGAUUCGGGGCAGAGAGAGAGAGAGAGAGAGAGAGAGAGAGAGAGAGAGAGAGAGAGAGAGAAGAAGAAGAGAUUGGAAAACUGAGCGAGAUGUCGUCGGCCGGUCUGCACUGCGAGCUAGUGCCGGCCGACCGGUAUCAGGAUGUCAUAGAGCACCUCAAGUACAACUUCUUCGCGGACGAGCCGCUUAACCGGGCCGUAAGGCUCUGCCAGAGGGGCGAGGCGCACGUCGAGCUCGAGAGGCACUGCCUGCUGACUCUGGCUCAGGAGAUGUCACUUAUGAUCGUCGACGAGGACGGAAAGAUUGCAGGAACAGCGCUGAACGGUAUCAUAAAGAAAGGCGAGCGCGAGGAGUGUGAGCGUCGGCUGGCCGAGCUCCAGGACGAAAAGUUCAAGAGUAUCUUUGGUUUGCUGUACAGCAUCAAUGAGAAAGUGGACCUGUUCGACAAAUACGACGUCGACGAGCUGUUCGAGUGUCGCAUUCUGAGCGUCGACGAGAGCUACCGGGGUAGGGGACUAGCAAACCUGCUCGUCGAGAACAGCGUUGAGGUUGCCAGAAAUAAUGGCUUUAAGGUGAUAAAGGCCGACGCGACGGGAAUCUUCUCUCAGAAAUGCUUUUUGAAGAGCGACUUCGAGGUCAUCACUGAGAUUCCCUACUCGGAGGUGGAAGAGAAUUUGAGGCCUGGGCCACCUCACGAAGCACUCAAACUCUUGGUCAAGAUUCUGGACUAAGGGAAGACGUGAAGAGACUUCGUGAUGGAUCGAGUGGACGUUGUUUGGAUUUGGGGGAGCGAACGGUCUUGAAAUUUGUUUUUUUUUCGCGCCUUGAAUCAGUAGAAUUCCAUUUCUUAUUUGUCUGUACUUCUGUCGACAAUUCCAUUUUUGAUUGUCUCUACUUGACGCACAACAACAUUAAGUGUAAGUAAUGCAAGUCUCGCUAUGGUCAGACCACAUAAUUCUUAACUUGGAAAGAUUGUAAGAGGUUUAACAUUUAUUUUUGAAUUAUUCAUAUGACGAUAAGCCUGGAAGUCGAUAUUUUAACGACGCUUUUAUGGCGAGCGUUAAGGGAGUCGAAAGAAGCUUGAAAUAGUCAAGACGAGUCUUAUAACGAUCAUCUGAAAUUUUCUUGCAAUUUUUUUAUGAAUAAAACUAUUUUUGAUGAAAGUCGCAUAUAUUUUCAACAGUAUUUACUUGUUUUAAACAACAAUGUAACUCAAUGUCAAAGAUUAAGCAAGUUCAGAGAAUAUAUAGUAAAAUUUAUUAAAGAAAAAAUCACUUUGCAAAACUUAAUUUUUAUUUGACAAUUCUUUGAAAACAGUACUAAAUUCAACAUUAAAUUGGUGUUAAAUAUCGUCUUUGCACGUGUGACAAUACAGCUCUCUAAUAUAUAAUAAUUAUACCGUGUAUUAGCUGAAGUUAACAACAAACGUUGUCUAUUAAAUGCAUGUCGGUGUCUAAGAAAAGAGCUGAACUGUUGUAGGUAGUAUCUGCGAUACAAAAUAAAUAUGCGUACAUAUUUAAAAAAAUGAAAAAAUUAUAUGAAGUUGCGUUUUUUAUACAAACGAAUUUCAACUUUUCAAACAUUUGGUAACUUUUUCCGGCGCACAUUUGCGAAAAUUUCAAUAUAAAUUGUUGUCAAUAAAUAUAUACUACUGCCUUUUGUGUGCACAAAGUGCAACACGUUGCGAAAUUACCGAAACAAGUUCAGUUUCGAUUUACGAUGAAAUUAACUCGUUAUCUACUGUUUCUUCAUUUGAUAUAAUUUCUAAUAUUAUUCGUACUGUAGUUCAAUAUUUGAACCAAAGAUCUUUGCUUUUUGUAGGUGUGAUGAGAUUUACAAAACAAAAAAAGCAGAAAAAAGUUAAGGUUGUUGAAGAUGUUAUAUACCUUCAUGUUCGAAUAUACUUGUGAUAUGUAACUAAAAUAUAACAGGAAUAAUAAGCAAAAUGUGUAAAGUCGACGUAAUAAAAAAUAUUGAAAGUGAAUAUUUUCGACUUUAGAGUUUCACGAUCCGCGCGUUUUUACAUCCCUCGUUACUUUAACAAACAUUCCAAAAGUUGAUCUUUGAAGACCUUUAGUCUGAUGUUCAGAGAACGGUAUACAAUGAUUUUAUAGUUAUGAUUUCUACAAGCGUAUACAGAUUAAGAAGAAAACAACAGUAUUAAUAAUUGUUGAGAAACAUAAACGCAUAAUAUCCAGUAAUCGCACCAAAAAAUAUGAAGUAUAUUUUUCUCGCAGCGAUGGUUGCGUGUGAAAAGUUUAAAAAAUAUAUCAGCACUACUAAAUUAUAUAUCUAUCUCCAUCAACGAAUUCAGUGUCGGUGACACGUGAAAGUCGAAUUAUAUUUCCAGGUGAACAUUGACAGAAUGUUGUAAAAUUAUAUUAAAAAGGUGGUUUAAAUGAAAACGCAGGAUCCUUUGUAAAAGAAAAAAAUGUAUUCCAGUAUCGGUGAUAAGGGGACACAACAAUAAUGUACAAUAUCCAGAUAUUUUUGUUGGCAAAGUAAAUAUUGUAAAGAAAGUAUUAGAUACCUCAAAUUAUUUUGUAAGGAUGUCCAUUAAAUAAAUAUUCAAGUUUAUUA
This is a messenger RNA of Nasonia vitripennis (jewel wasp), 3274 nucleotides long. Its product is annotated as dopamine N-acetyltransferase. Gene Ontology annotation, molecular function: N-acetyltransferase activity. The coding region runs from base 784 to 1425 and encodes 213 amino acids. NCBI's taxonomy places the organism in Eukaryota, Metazoa, Arthropoda, Insecta, Hymenoptera, Pteromalidae. The transcript is spliced from 3 exons. The record is from RefSeq and is a predicted model, not a curated record.